AACCCCUUCUGGGAAACCUGGGAGCCUUUCUCCUUCAAGAGCUCCUGCAACUAUAGCUAGCUAGAUCUCCCUCUCUCUCUCUCUCUCUCUCUCUCUUUCUCUCUCUCUCCCUCUCCGUUGCUCACCUGCGCGCAGGAGACCGGGUGGCCGGCCGGCCGGCUCCGGAGUCGCUGUCGCCGCUACGUACGUUGCAGAGAUCGAUGGGGAGGGGCAAGAUAGUGAUCCGGAGGAUCGACAACUCGACGAGCCGCCAGGUGACGUUCUCAAAGCGGCGCAACGGGAUCUUCAAGAAGGCGAAGGAGCUGGCCAUCCUUUGCGACGCCGAGGUCGGCCUCGUCAUCUUCUCCAGCACCGGCCGCCUCUACGAGUAUGCCAGCACCAGCAUGAAGUCAGUGAUAGAUCGAUAUGGACGAGCAAAGGAUGAACAGCAGCACGUGGCAAACCCCAACUCGGAGCUGAAGUUCUGGCAAAGGGAGGCAGCAAGCUUGAGACAACAACUGCACAACUUACAAGAAAAUCACCGGCAGUUGAUGGGGCAAGAUCUUUCUGGAUUGGGUGUCAAGGAACUGCAAACUCUAGAAAACCAGCUGGAAAUGAGUGUACGCUGCAUCCGGACAAAAAAGGACCAGCUAAUGAUUGAUGAAAUCCACGAAUUGAAUCGAAAGGGAAGUCUGAUCCACCAAGAAAACAUGGAACUAUACAGAAAGGUCAACCUGAUUCGCCAAGAAAAUGCUGAGUUGUACAAGAAGCUAUACGAGACAGGGGCAGAAACUGAAGUGAACCAAGAUUCAACAACUCCAUACAACUUUGCAGUUAUUGAGGAUGCCAACACUCCUGUUCGUCUUGAACUCAAUCCCCCACGCCAGCAAAAUGAAGCUGAGAAAAGUGCACCUCCUAAACUAGGGCUCCAAUUGCAUCCGUGAUGGUUUAUGAUGUGGGGUACUGCUCAUAUUUUAAUCAUUGGGCUACAGUUCAGAGUAGCUACAAUGUUAUUGGUUAUAAAGAAACUAACACAUAACAAGACAUGAACAGUUUGCAUGCUUGGAUGAUUGAUAUCUGGUACUGUAAGGCUAUUCGAAUAAAUAUGUAUUUCUCUGAAGAGCCCACAAAAAUGAUUCUUAUAACUAUUUGGCAUGUUCUGCCAGUUUGUUUACCCCAAGACAGCUACAUAUAUUUGUGCAAAUUUGGUGACAAAACAAACGGUGAGCAAAGUUAAGACUCUGUUCUAUCUUAAAAGGCUGCAGAAGAGAUGAAAUGGCAUUCUAUUUCAUCCAUGCAUCAGGUAUAAUAGAAUACAGAAAGUAUUGUAUCAAUGUUUAACCUUUCUUGUUAAUAUUUUUAUAUACAUAUGUGCGUGCUAAAAUCUUUUUUAGCGUUCUAAUCAAUGUUAUCAGAUCAUCCAAUUA
This is a messenger RNA of Oryza brachyantha (malo sina), 1406 nucleotides long. RefSeq names its product MADS-box transcription factor 27-like. The transcript is spliced from 8 exons. The record is from RefSeq and is a predicted model, not a curated record. Gene Ontology annotation, molecular function: RNA polymerase II cis-regulatory region sequence-specific DNA binding; DNA-binding transcription factor activity, RNA polymerase II-specific; protein dimerization activity. The coding region runs from base 201 to 923 and encodes 240 amino acids. Gene Ontology annotation, cellular component: nucleus. NCBI's taxonomy places the organism in Eukaryota, Viridiplantae, Streptophyta, Magnoliopsida, Poales, Poaceae. Gene Ontology annotation, biological process: positive regulation of transcription by RNA polymerase II.